AUGGCAUUGGUAUCUAAAAGAAGUUCGGCUCUGAAUCCGAAUGCUCCUCUCUUCGUACCUGCUGCAUUUCGUCAAGUGGAGGAUUUUUCACCUCAAUGGUGGGAGCUUGUGAAAUCUUCACCAUGGUUUCAUAACUAUUGGUUGAGCCAGAACGAGGAAGAUUUUGAAGCAAGUGAAGGUAUUGAUACUACAAAUGAUGAUAUAGAAAAUCUGCUGGCAGAAACUUUUGAUAUUGGCAUAGAAGAAGACUUCAAUUUUCUAGAGAAUGAGUUUGAGAAACUGGUGAUGUCCGACGAAGCUCAAGAGUGUCCGGUUAUCGAUGAACCUGUUGAGGAAAAGAAGCCUCUUCAUGGUGUUAACAAGGACGCUUUGGCUCUUCUGAAGAUCUUGUCCCCAAAUGAAAGGGGUCUCAAGUCACCUGUUGGAUCAAAGCACUUUGAGAAGCCACCACAAUAUGUUAACCUCAAGUGUGCACCUCAAAGAAUUCACCAACCUCGUUAG
Vicia faba (fava bean) is the source of this 501-nucleotide messenger RNA. NCBI's taxonomy places the organism in Eukaryota, Viridiplantae, Streptophyta, Magnoliopsida, Fabales, Fabaceae. The record is from the annotation of a GenBank genome assembly.